CCUCCCUAAGAACAUUAACCCAUCUUCUGUAUAUGCCCUAGUCAUCUCCCUCCCAAGUCCCAACAACGAUGCGCAGAGAAUGAAGCAAUGGCCUCUGCUUCGUUCUCUCUCCGAAAGCCUAACCCGAACCCUAGCUGCCCAUUCUGCUUACACUCUUCGCUUCCUCUCCUCCGCCACAGCCUCACCAACCUUUGCUCUCAAGAACGUUACCAAGUCCAACUUCGAGUCCUCCCUCGCCGACCUCCGGCGCCAUGUUCGCGACGCCGAUUUCGUGGCCAUUGACCUCGAGAUGACCGGCGUCACCAGCGCUCCUUGGAGAGAAUCCUUCGAGUUUGAUCGGUUUGAUGUUCAGUAUCUCAAGGUUAAGGACUCGGCGGAGAAGUUCGCUGUUGUCCAGUUCGGUGUUUGUCCCUUCCGGUGGGACAGUUCUAGGCAUUGCUUCGUGGCUCAUCCGCACAAUUUUUAUGUUUUUCCUCGGCAAGAGCUUCCAGUUGAUGGCCCUUCAUAUGAGUUCCUCUGCCAGACAACGUCAAUUGACUUCCUAGCUAAAUACCAGUUUGAUUUCAAUGCCUGUAUAUAUGAAGGAGUAUCUUAUUUAUCCAGAGAACAAGAGAAUGAAAUGCUGAGAUGCCUAAAUUCCGAAUGUGAUGAUGAGAUGUCACUAUUGUGGCGUAACAUGAAAGAAGUUAGAGACACGCCACUGGUUAGUGUGGCAGAUGUUCUCUUCAGCGAAAGAAUGAAGAACAGGUUCAAUGAAUGGCGCAAGGAGUUAUUACAGGAUAGAAAGGGAGGGUCUCAAUUUCUGGAGACCUCAAAUGACAUGAAGCAACAAUUUCAAACUAUUUUCUUUAAGAUGCGACCAGCUCUUAUAUUGAAUGGGUUCACUGCUCAUCAGCUGAGAUUGAUUCAAUUGGUCAUAAAGAAGCAUUUUAAAGAUCUUGUUUACAUCCGUUCAAGUGGCGAUGGUUCCUACUCAGAACUAAUAGUAUAUAUAGACUCUGACAAUGACAAGAACCUACUUAUGAAAGAGGUGAAGGAUGGGCUUCGCAGAGAAGCAGAGAUGAAAAUUAAAACUGCGGUUGGGUUCCGGCAUGUCAUUGACCUUCUUUCCUCUGAACAGAAGUUGAUUGUUGGCCACAAUUGCCUUUUAGAUAUUGCACACAUAUACAACAAAUUCUUUGGACCUCUUCCAUUGACUGCUGAAGAUUUUGUCUCCUCUAUUCACAAGUACUUCCCAUACAUGAUUGAUACAAAAAUACUCUUGAAUACAAAUAAUGUACUUAAGCAUCUGAUGAAGAAUGGCAGCACAUCACUAUCGAAGGCAUUUGCCUCAUUGUGUCCGCAAAUUGCUUCCAGUUCCAAAAACUCGGGUUUGGCUUUCCAGCCAUGGGUUGAAGUUGAGGUGCAAGUGGAUGAUAUGAGGUCCUCCAACUGGAACUCCGGAGCCAAGCAUGAAGCUGGCUAUGAUGCUUUUAUGACUGGGUGUGUCUUUGCUCAGGCAUGCAGUAAUUUAGGAAUUGAUUUCAAGAAACAUUCUUCCUCAGCAAACUUGGCCCACAAUAAAAAUCUCCAGAAGCAUGUCAAUCACCUCUACUUCAGCUGGGUUAAUGGAGACAUUAUUGAUCUCGGUACUGGAAACAGAAUUGCGGCAACUACAGUUUGUUAUAACCUGAAAAGGCGGUACCCAAAGAUUUUGUUCUCUAAUAUUGUCAUAGUAUGGGGAUUUCCUUCCCAACUCUCAUCAAAGAAGAUAAGAGAGUGUAUCUCUAAAGCUUUUGGUCCAAUUUCUGUUACUACCAUCUAUCACUUGGAUGAAACUGCAGUUUUUGUUCAAUUCAGCAAGCCAGAGUUGGUGGCUGACUUUCUGGUUUUAAAAGAAACCUUAGAGACAAUUCAAGAUCCAAUCUCAGUUUUGCAUCCCCUCUCAGUACUGUUGGAAGGUGGAAACACUUGUGCUGCCAGCUAUGAAACUUAUAAAGAGAUUUGUAGCUCACCCAUCUCCAAAGUCAUGUUUGCAGAUCAGGCCAAGGCUGUUGGCAUUAAAUGGAAAACCAAAUUAAUUGAAUCAAAAGAAAAGGUGAAGACUCAAGAAGACGAAAGUUUCAGCAAAGAAAAUGGAGCCACUGAUGCUGCUUCUGAUCCUGCUGAUAAAAGCAAGACCAGGAAGAUCGAAGAUGUGAUAGAUAAUCUUUCAGAUGACCGUAUCUCAGGUAGUGAAAUCAUAGAUUCUUUGUAUGCUGCCCAAACCAAGCUUAGCAAGCAUAUUAGAACUACAAAUUUAUGAGCCUCUGGCCUCAUUGUAGCUAAGAGAACUGAAACAACAUGGAUCAUGAUAUGAAGGUCUCAGACAAGGCAAUCAUCAAUCAACUAAAACUACAGCUAAAAAUGAAAAUCAUCCACCUUGCCUAUUGCUCUUAAAUGAACAAAUAGAGAAUGACCCAGACUCCGCCAAGGGCGGUCACAAAAUAUGAUGCUAUAGACAACUUGGUGGUGGAAUUUAGCGACGGCGGUGGCACCCAGUUGAAAGAGCUCCGGUCAUUCCCACCACCGGCUUUAGGCGGAAGUGCAGAUACAUAAGCGGCUUCAGGUGAAAAUGCAGAUCCAUCAGUCUUAGGUGAAGGUGCUGGUUCUGGAGGCUUGACUUCGGAUUGGGCCAUUACUCGAAUGAUCAGUUUCUGACCUGACUGGCAGUGAUCAGGCUGGCCACUGAUGAAAUAGAAAACCCCAUGGCCAUCAAAUCGGAAGAGUGUGUUUCCAUCUUCGAAUUUGGAGAUGGGGUUUGAGGUGUUGCAGUUUGUGUAAUCUGUGUAGUUCACUACCAGCACUGAGUCCUGCUGGUACUUGAAAUCUGAAACAUUCACAAACAGGAAAACAAAGCAAGCAAAUUCAUCUGUAGUAUCACAACACUAAGGCUCCAUUUGGUUGCAGAGAAAAUGCAGGAAAAGAGAGGACUCAAAACCUUGAAAUAAAAGAAUUGAACUUUUUUAAAACCACACAAGCUUACAAUGCUCCUUGACUUACACACAGAAUCACCGACAUGGAACCUGUUCUUUUCAGCCCAGCCAUUGUAAGUUUCUGUCUCAUUUCCUGUAGGUUUGGUCCAACCUCCCUCACCCCCCACCUGGAAGGUGUACGACGACACAGAGACAACAGCAGUGGAGACUAAAAGAGACGUAAAGAAAGCAGAGUUGCAGAUUUUUGUUGCUAAAAGGAAAGCCAUGACCAACUCUUCUGCAGAAAAGCAAUGCAACUGAGGUUACUCUCUGCAAAUUAGGGAUUUUUUGGUUAUAUACAAAGUAGUGGGAUAGCGGUUAAGUCAGUUAUUUCUCUCAUGGAUUGAGAAUAGAGAGAGAGAGAGAGAGAGAGGUGGGUAGUGGGGUUGGGUGGUUAAAGCCUGAACUAGACAUUGGUUUACCUAGCAUAUCAUCAUCAUCUAUGGAAAGAAGAAGAAAAAAGUUUGAAGAACUUCUUGGAGCCAAGCAUAUAAUAUGGU
This is a messenger RNA of Vitis vinifera (wine grape), 3493 nucleotides long. Its product is annotated as poly(A)-specific ribonuclease PARN. Gene Ontology annotation, cellular component: cytoplasm. Lineage: Eukaryota; Viridiplantae; Streptophyta; Magnoliopsida; Vitales; Vitaceae. The record is from RefSeq and is a predicted model, not a curated record. Gene Ontology annotation, molecular function: RNA binding; 3'-5'-RNA exonuclease activity. The transcript is spliced from 8 exons. Bases 80 to 2284 code for a protein of 734 amino acids.